Messenger RNA from Callorhinchus milii (elephant shark), 10779 nucleotides. RefSeq names its product REV3 like, DNA directed polymerase zeta catalytic subunit (gene rev3l). Gene Ontology annotation, biological process: error-prone translesion synthesis; double-strand break repair via homologous recombination. NCBI's taxonomy places the organism in Eukaryota, Metazoa, Chordata, Chondrichthyes, Chimaeriformes, Callorhinchidae. The record is from RefSeq and is a predicted model, not a curated record. Gene Ontology annotation, cellular component: zeta DNA polymerase complex; nucleus. Gene Ontology annotation, molecular function: DNA binding; DNA-directed DNA polymerase activity; nucleotide binding.
AUGUUCGCUGUCAGGAUCGUCAGUGCAGAUUAUUACAUGUCCAGCCCUGUCAAGGGUCUGGAUGUUUGUUUUUCUGAAUUUAGAGAGAAUGAGGUGAAGAGAGUGCCUGUGGUUCGCAUCUUUGGGUCAACACCUGCAGGUCAAAGGUCUUGUCUCCAUUUGCAUGGUAUGUUUCCAUAUCUCUAUGUUCCAUACAAUGGUUAUGGACAAGAACCAGAGCAACAUCUUCGUCAGAUGGCUUUCAGUAUAGACCGAGCACUAAAUGUGGCUUUGGGCAACCCAUCCUCCAAUGUCCAGCAUGUGUUCAGAGUAUCACUCGUGUCUGGAAUUCCUUUUUAUGGCUAUCAUGAGAAGGAAAGACACUUCAUGAAGAUUUACCUGUAUAAUCCCUUGAUGGUGAAAAGAGUCUGUGAGCUGCUGCAGGGAGGAGCUGUAAUGAACAAAUCAUACCAGCCAUAUGAAGCUCAUCUACCGUAUCUCCUCCAGCUCUUCAUUGACUAUAAUCUGUAUGGAAUGAAUCUCAUUCAUCUCGCAGCAGUAAAAUUCAGAAAAACUAAACGAAAAGAUGACCAACCUGCUGGAAAGGUCAGUUCAGAAUUAAGUAAUCCCAGUAGCAAUGACAAUGGAAAGUUAAGGAAUAGCCCCAUUACUACCAAGUCGAAGGCAUCACAGACGGAGAAUUCCAUUAAUUGCUCCUUCGUAUGGUGGGAAGAAGAAGAUAUACCAAGUUCCUUAAUUUUAGAGGGUGUUGAUCGACAGAGCACUUGUGAGCUUGAACUGGAUGCAGUUGCAGCUGAUAUUUUAAAUCGCUUAGAAGUUGAAGCUCAGAUUGGCAAAAACCCUGGUCUGCAGGCCAUAUGGGAGGAUGAAAAACAGCGCUGUCGUGAAAAUAAUAAGUCUUCUCAAAUUGAAUUGCCACCUUCACAGGAUCGUGAUUUUGUACAAAUAACAGAGAGUGAAAAGAUCUUCCAGCGCAGAAUAAGGGAGGUUCUACAACGAAAUAACUACUCUGUGGCUUUAUCACAAUCCAUGGAUGAAAGUGAAGAAUUCAAUGUGUUGUCCUCGAAUUUGACCUUACAUAUGGAUGAAUUGUCACCUGAAGCCAUUCCUUGUACACCUGCUUGUCUGGUUGAGAUACACAGUGAUAAAGAACAAGGUGUGAGCCAACCAGAUGCAAAGUUUGAGGAUGCGAUAGUUGAUGAGGAAGCAAUUCUAAGUGUAAUGGAGAACAGCCAGACUUUUCACCCUUUAUCUCAAAGGUUAAUUCAGUCCCCAAUUCUCAAUACCAGUCAGGAUCAAGCAAUGGUGCACCUGUUAGCAGGGCUGGAGGAGGAUGGAUAUGAAGUUGAAAGGUCCCCUUUUGCAUCUGGUGGGUCUCUACAGCAACACUCUAUAGGAAACUACAGCUAUCAGCAGAACAGUGAUAACGAAGAAAAUGAGCCUGAAAUUCAGAAGGAAGAGCUGGAGCUGAGUUUAAUCAUGUCUCAGCGCUGGGAUGGUGAAUUUACAGAUAAAGUUGGCAAGAUGAGAUUUUCUGAGAAGAACAUAAGUGACUGCUCAUCAGAGGAAGAUUAUGUAUUUUCUGAUGAUGAGAUGGUGUGGAGAGGAAACCGGAACAUGCUGGCUAAUCUUUCUAUUCCUCAGCUUGAUGGAGCAGCAGAUGAGAAUAGUGAUAAUGCUGUCAAUGAAAAAGAUUCAAGAACUCAUUCGACGUUAGCAGUCCAAGAUAAAAUACUGGCAAAGACUACUUUUCACAAAGAAGCUGUGAUAUUACAAUCAUCAUCUGCUCAGGUUGGAUUACAGUGCAACCACACAGGUACCAUACAUAAUACAGUCAAUGAUUUCGACUCUACAGGAUCUCUGUCUUAUCAGAAUUCAUUCAUCACAGAAAUGAUUCCCGAACACUCAGCUUCUAAGUUUUCUAAUGAAGCUACUGGUGAUUUAAAAUGUAAUACACCCAGUGAAGACUUUGACAUUUGCAAUGCAAAGUUAGUGGAUGCUACUGUGGUAGAUAAGUCAUCAGAUACAGUGUGUGAGCGCAACUGUAUAAUUAGUGGCUGUGAAAAGCAGUUAUCAUUGCACACUGAUAGACUCCAGAAAGUAAAGAAAUACAUCAGCAUUGACAAGAAUUUACCUAUACAACAAACCGAUCUAACCAGUGAUGAAUUUUAUAAUAAUUCAAUUAUCAGUUCCUUAGAUGGGAGGAAAGCUAAUAACAUGCUUCCUACAUUCAGUAAAAAGGAAAACUGCAUUUGUGCUAAGCCUAUGAUUCCUCUAAUAGGUAUAAAAAAUGGGCUUCAACUUUUGGAAGAGCCCAAAACCACAAGAACAGAUGUUAAGGAAAUGUGUGUUGAAAACAACGUUGAAAAAAGUCUUAAUGAACUUAAAAUUAGAUAUGAAGACUUUCACGCAACCAGAAGGGAAAAAACUAUUAUUGACCAACAUGAAGCACAGUAUACAUUUUUUCCCAGUGUUGUACUUCCCAACUGCCUCAAAUGUCCAGAAAAAGUCUUUAGUAAAUCUUGUAAACUUAAGAAACAAGAUGACCGAAGGUUAAAACUCAAAUUGAGUAGAAAGAAAUCAAAUACCACUCUAAAAACUAUAGCAAAAUCUGGCACUGCAAAGAUGAGGAAUGUAAUUUCUACUGAAAUAAAUACUUGUAGCAAAGAAUUACUAAAUAAUGUAUCAGUUGAUCAUAACUCUGUUCCAGUUGAUGUAGCUUGUACUAGUGAUGCUGGUGUUAAGGGAAUUAUUUCAGAAACUGAGAUAUUUAGUAUGGAAGAGUCUCCAGAGAAUGGCCAGGAAGGUCAAUCAUUCAGACUAGCAUGCAGUAAAUAUACACUGAGAACAAAACGGAAAGUAAGCUAUGAGACGGAAGACUGUGAACCUGGUCAAGGCUCAGAAAUCUUGAAGGCAAGUCCAACUGAAUCUGAAUGUUCAAAGGCUAAGGAAAAAGAAAUGGAUAAUUCUCAGCGCUCACGUAAACGAAGAAGGCUUAAUAAGAAGGAGCCACCUGUGAUUAUAAAAUAUAUUAUCAUUAACCGUUUCAAAGGUAGAAAAAAUAUGUUGGUUAAAAUUGGAAAAUUGGAUUCAAAUGAGGAUCAGGUUAUGCUUGAUAAUGAUAAACUGGAAAAGUAUCAAAAGCUUUCACCAUUAAAAGACUGGUGGCCCAAAGUCACUGACCCUCCUGUUGCCAUUAAACCUCUUGUAACACCUACUCCAAAGAAAGGAAAAAGAGCAAAGGUUCAGUCAACCUUAAAGAAAAGAACUGGAAAACUCAAAAAAACGCAAAAGAAGGAAAAACGUAUCAUUGCAAAUAAAAGUCAAGUAAAAAGAAGUGAAGUUUCUACAAGAAAAAUGGAGUUUGCAACUCUUUCCCCUCCUUCCCCUUGCUAUAGCGCUGAAGCUGAUGACUGUUUAUUGGAAUAUAAAGAUGUUAUGUCUAAACUUGGCUUUAUGUCUGAAAGAGCAACAAGCCCCUGUAAACACUCACCACCCCGAUGCUGGUCACCAAGUGAAAUACAGGAUGAAGAAAUGGCACCCAUGGUUUCAUUGGAAGAAGAUGUGGUAGUAAGAGACUGGGAUUCAGAUGAUCUUAACAAUUCUGGAGGGAAAGAUUCAAUUCAAGGAAAUGGGAAACCUGAAAAAAAUGAAUUAAAAUCUCGGAAGAAAUCUUCCUGCAACUCCAGCACUACAGCUAAGAAGAAGAAAAUAUCCCACAAAACUAAGCAGGUGACAGAUGGUGGACUAAAUAAACCAAAAGAACAGCCACCAAAGAAAACCAGGAAAAGGAAGAGUCAAAAACAGAAAAGUACCAACCCAGUUCUUGAUGGAAAAAAGGAAACCUUUCAAAGUUCAGAAAUGAAAAGACAAAAUGGAAGUUCUCAGUAUGUCAAUGAUGAAUUUCAUUUUUCUAAAGAGCCACCUAAAAGUAAAUUUCAUGCAGAUUUUGAUGGUUCAUUUGUUGCAGAAUCCGAGGCUGUUUCCAAGGCUGGUGAGCAACCAGAUAUUCCUCUCAGUGUGUACUCAACAGGGCACCUUCCUUCAACCCAACCUUAUUCUGAAGAAUUUCAAGGAGAUUCUGGGGGUUACUAUCGUUCUCUGUUAGAGACUGAUAACCAUACAGACUUACCUGGCUUUUCUUUUCCACCAGAUGAGCAAGUUUCAGAAACACUUUCUCAAUCGAGAACAACAUAUUCCCAUUCAACUCCACAUUUUAGUCUAAAUAAAGCAAACCCUUCCUGUGUACAGUCUGAUACUAUUUAUAUGUUGCGUAAUAAAACUGAGGUGACAAAUUUCCGGUUACCAAUGGACACGCACAUUACUGCACAGCCAGGUUUUAUUUCUCAAAGGGAACAACGCUUUGAUCACUUGAGCUCCUCCUCCAGAUUACCAUCCCAUUCAGAAACUUAUCAACUGGCAUGUCAGUCAAGUGAAAGUAGCUGCAGCGAGCAUAGAAACAAUCCAUUAGAACAGAGGUCAGAGGUGUUGAGUCCCGCACAACUUGUCAAUAGUCAACAACCUUUUGAAAUUAAGAGAAUGCAAAAUGUAAAGGAUGUAUCUUUGCGUGAAUCUGUACAAAAGUCGUCAUUAUUUCAGUCAGAAGGUGAGAUUGAUAGCAAGAAAAACUCUUCUUCUCAAACCAUCCAACAAUCCAAAGUUGAUCAAGAGCCAAAUCCUAAUUCUUUACGUCUUGCCUCUGAGGAAAGUCGUCAUUCAAUGUGCUUACCAAUAAAUAAUGUUACAUGUUCAACUACUGAGAGUUCGAAGGUGGGGAAUGAAAAGGAUGGGCGAUGUCUUGAUCCUGCUACUUGCGGCCACAGUAAACCAUUAGGGAAAAAAGUUUGGGGGAAGGUGCAAGAAACUAGAAACAUUUUGGAUAUAUCUGAUUUUACCCCACAAAGAAUAAAACAGAGAUCUCUGUCAGAGACCUUUCUGGGUGCCAGCGUAUCCCAAACUCAGAAAUCUGAACAAAUCGUAAGAACGGACAGUCAAGCACCAGUCAGUAAUGGUCCAUCUAGUCUUGCUGUUUUAAGAGAAUUGCUGCAUAAAAGGCAACAAAAAGCACAGGAGGCAAAUGUUCAAACAUCCACACUGAAACCUCAAUUUAAUCGAAGUACCUCUUAUCCAACUGAGCAAAAUGAAUCAAGGAAAAUUUCUGCUGACAAUGAAUUUUGUGUUCUACUCCCUUCUGCACAUCCCAAAUCUCCACAGACAACUGUUCAAAGAAAAACUACUAAAAAUUCAAGAACUGUAAAGAUUAUGCAGAAAAAACCCAAAGCCCAGAAAUGUGAAUUACCAAAAUGUGAGUCGACAAGGAAAUCUCAGACUGCUCAGUCUAAAUGUCCCUUUUCUGAUGACAGCCCUGUUUUUCAUUCUGACCCAGGCUUUGAUAGUUGUUACAGUUUUGAUAGUUUAUCGCCAGAACUUCCACAAUCGUACAAUUUUGAUAUCAAUACUGUUGGGCAAACCAGAUACUGUACCAUAUAUUCUGGGUGUCAGUUCAUGCCAGCUGCUGAGCAAAACCUGCCUCAGAAGUUUUUAAGUGAUAUUCAGGAGUCUGUUCCAGCCCAAGCAGUAUUAGCGGAAACUAAUGUACGCAAGUGUCAAACCAGUGAAACGCAACAGCCUGACCAGACACAUCAGCCUUUAGACAAUACAGAAUGGGUCAGAUCUGGUUCAAUAAGCCCUGACCUAUUUGAAAAGUCGCCUUUUAACAAUGGAGAAAAGUUGAAGCUUUCAAAUAAAAAUUCUAACCUGGCAUUUUCAAAUGCUUUAUCAAGUUCUUACGAGUGCUCCAAUAUUCAUUUGUCUUCAUUGUCUACAAUGGAUUUGAAGGAUCAUGCACAGAAUCAGUGUAAUAGUUUUUUGGACAGUGAUGCAUCCUGUAGCCCUGCAAAAUCAACAACUAGCCAAACAACACUGAUAGAUGAAGGAAAUGGAAGAGAUUGCUUGUCUGUCCAUUCUGCUGGUUCAAGUCCAAAAGCAGUUGUGGCAUUUCCUGGCGAUGAUAGUGCAGCAGCUGGCUGUGAAGAUCAGGAGCUUUGUAUAUUAAAAUAUGGUAAUAGCUCCCCAGCUACAUCUAAUAGUUCUCCAAGUUCUGUUAAUUCUCCAUCACAAACCAAAAAUAAUUGUUAUAUCAACCGUACAUCAGGUGCUCACGUUUUAAAACCCUUAAUGUCACCACCAAGUCGAGAGGAAAUCGUGGCAACCCUACUUGAUCAUAAUCUGGCUGAGGCUAUCUACCAAGAGCCAUUCUGCAGUGAUCCUUCAGAUGCCCCAGAAAAACCAAGGGAGAUAGGAGGACGUUUUUUGACUGUUGAAACCAGACUACCCAAUGAGCUGCCUGAAUUUGAUGGUGAUUUUUCAUUGGAAGGCCUGCAAUUCUGGAAAACUGCCUUAUCCGCAAUGACCCAAAACGUCAGACCUGGCUCCCCUGCCUUUAAUGGAAAUGGUCAUUAUGCUGCUCAGGGAAGUGAAAGAAUUGGUACAGGAGCUCCUGAAGACCGAAAGAUCAUAAUCCUGCCAUGUAGGAGUGCACCCAGUGUACAAAGGGUGCAUUUGUGGCUUCAGGCAAAAAGGGAGUAUGAGCGGUCAAAGAAAUGCUCAAAAAAUCAGGUUGAGCUAACGGAGCACAUCAAACAAAUUCAACCCACCCAUCUUUCUCAAGCAGGUAAGGAUCCCAGGUCUGAAGAGUUGACCAAGGCAAUUUCUAAAGCUCCUAACCAAGAACAAGUUGUAACACAUCCAGGUAAAACAAGUGCAUCUGACGCCUCCUCUGAAACUCCACUUCUACAAACCCCAGGGGAUUGUACCUUUGGAGAAACACAAUUGCCUAAAGCAGCAGGUGCAGAUGAUGAUGAUGAUGAUAAUGAUGAUGAUGAAGAGGAGGAGGAGGAUUAUCAUGCAUACAGUUCUCCCGAUUCACCAAUGUUGCCUCCUUGGCAGCAACCAAGUUCUCCUGAUCCAAGGCAAUGUGAACCAAAUGAAGAGAAUGUGGAGGUGACUGAUGCAAAACAAUGCCAAGGCACUGAGUCCACACUACAAGUUGGCGUGGCGCCAACUUGUAGCAGUGAGCCACAAGGUAGCAGGCCAGGUGAUGAGCAGCAGCUGCUAAAGUCACCACUUCAAUCCAGAUUGCGAAGUGCUGGGAAUUCUGCAUCCAUCGUACACAGCACACCCAUUGCACAAAGAAAAAGUGAUGGAAUUCCUGAAGCACUUUACUGUACUCCUAUACAAAUGGAACCCAGGCUUCAAAAGAUGAGUCAAAGAAAAGCCAGCAAUUCUGACACCUUGAGGAGAGUGCUUCUCACAACACAACUUAAGAAUCAAUUUGCAGCUCAUUCUUCUGUUAAGAAAGACACCUCCCAGAUUGAAGGAGCCACUCUAAACAACUCGUAUGGUUUCAAGAUUAGCCAACAAAAUCUCAAGGAUGCAAAAGCUUUACAUGAGGUGCAGUACCUUGUUCUCAUGAGUAUGGAAUUACAUGCUCGCACAAGACGAGAUUUGAAACCAGACCCUGAAUUUGAUCCUAUUUGUGCCUUAUUCUACUGCAUUUCAUCAGAUGCACUGCUCCCAGGAUCUGAUAAAACAGAGGUCAUCGGUGCUCUAUUGGUUGAUAAAGACCACAUCGACUGCAAUAGAGACUCAUCUUCUGGAGUCCGGAGUCAGGCCCCACUGCUUGUUAGAUCUGGUGUCACAGGUCUGGAGGUUACUUAUGUGAAUGAUGAAAAAGAGCUGUUUCAAGAACUUCUUAACCUCAUUAGAAGAUAUGAUCCUGAUAUUUUGUUGGGAUAUGAGGUUCAGAUGCAUUCUUGGGGCUAUCUCCUUCAGCGAGCUGCAGUACUGGAAGUUCAUCUCUGCCAGAUGAUUUCCCGUAUUCCAGAUGAUGUCACAGAAAAUCGUUUUUCUCCAGAAAAAGAUGAAUACGGCGCAGAUACCAUGACUGAGAUAAACAUUGUGGGUCGGAUUGUUCUGAAUAUCUGGAGAAUGAUGCGGAGUGAGAUUGCGCUCAACAAUUACUCUUUUCAGAACGUAGCCUUUCACAUGCUUCAUCAGCGUUUUCCACUCUUUGCAUUUCGCACCUUAUCUGACUGGUUUGACAAGACCAAUCUGUACAGAUGGAAGAUGGUUGAUCAUUACAUUUGUCGUGUGCGUGGAAACCUACUAUUGCUGGAACAGCAGGAUAUUAUUGGCAGAACCAGUGAACUAGCCCGGCUGUUUGGGAUCUUGUUUUAUCAUGUGCUGACAAGGGGCUCACAGUUUCGUGUGGAAUCUAUGAUGCUGCGCAUUGCCAAACCGAUGAACUAUAUUGCCAUAUCUCCAAGUGUUCAACAACGAGCGCAGAUGAGAGCGCCUCAGUGUGUCCCCCUUGUGAUGGAACCAGAAUCCCGCUUCUACAGCAACUCUGUCCUCGUUCUAGAUUUCCAAUCGCUGUACCCCUCUAUCGUCAUAGCUUACAACUACUGCUACUCAACGUGCCUGGGCAAUAUUGACUAUCUUGGAAAACAUGAAGAGUUUAAGUUUGGCUCCACCUCACUAAGAGUCCCUCCAGAAUUACUUCACCAGCUCUGGAACAACAUCACUGUAUCACCUAAUGGUGUGGCAUUUGUAAAGCCAUCGGUACGAAAAGGUGUGUUGCCAAGCAUGUUGGAAGAGAUUCUGAAGACCAGGAUAAUGGUGAAACAAGCUAUGAAAGCCUACAAAAAGGACAAAGCCCUCACCCGGUUGCUUGAUGCUCGCCAGUUGGGUCUAAAACUAAUUGCCAACGUGACUUUUGGUUAUACAGCUGCUAACUUUUCUGGAAGAAUGCCAUGCGUGGAGAUCGGUGACAGCAUUGUUCACAAAGCCAGAGAGACCCUUGAACGUGCGAUUAAGUUGGUUAAUGAGACAAAGAAAUGGGGAGCUCGCGUUGUAUAUGGAGACACUGAUAGCAUGUUUGUGCUGUUGAAAGGUGCCACCAAAGAGCAGGCCUUUAAGAUUGGUCAGGAGAUUGCUGACGCCGUGACUGCUACUAACCCAAAGCCUGUGAAGCUGAAGUUUGAGAAGGUCUAUUUACCAUGUGUCUUGCAAACCAAGAAGAGGUAUGUUGGUUACAUGUAUGAAAGUUUAGACCAGAAGGACCCUGUUUUUGAUGCAAAAGGAAUUGAAACUGUGAGACGAGAUUCCUGCCCUGCUGUAUCAAAGAUUCUAGAACGGUCAAUAAAGCUGUUGUUUGAGACGAGAGACAUCAGCCAAAUCAAACAGUACCUUCAGAGACAAUGUAUGAAGGUGUUAGAGGGAAAGGCCAGCAUGCAGGAUCUGACCUUUGCCAAAGAAUACCGAGGAAGUGGUGCUUACCGACCUGGAGCUUGUGUCCCUGCUCUAGAACUGACCAGGAGGAUGCUGUCUUACGACCGUCGCUCUGAACCGAGAGUGACCGAGAGAGUCCCAUAUGUCAUUGUGUACGGAAGCCCAGGUCUGCCUCUCAUUCAGCUGGUCAGGCGCCCAGUAGAGGUCCUGCAGGAUCCCAGCUUGAGAUUGAAUGCCACCUAUUACAUCACCAAACAGAUCCUCCCACCCCUCAACAGGAUUUUCUCUUUGAUUGGUGUGGACGUGUUCAGCUGGUACCAGGAGCUACCAAGAGUCCAAAAGGCAUUUUCAACAGCUCGGAUGGAUCAGGAUGGCAGAAAAGGAACGAUUUCCCAGUACUUCACUACCCUGCACUGUCCCGUCUGUGAUGAGCUAACUCAGCUGGGAAUCUGCAGCAAAUGUCGUAACCAUCCUCAACAAGUUACUGUAAUCCUUAAUCAGGAGAUUCGAGAAUGGGAAUCGAAACAUGAUCAGCUGCUAAAGAUUUGCAAGAAUUGCACUGGUUGUGUGGACAGACAAGUUCAAUGUGUGUCUCUGGAUUGCCCGGUGCUAUACAAGCUAUUCAGCGUAAGCCGUGAACUUACUAAAGCUCCAUACCUUCGGCAGUUGCUGGACCAGUUUUAACACUUCAGAUCCAAACUAGAUCUUGUUCUCAAUUUUUCUUCAUUUGCAUUUGCAUUGAUUGCAGAUGCCUUGGUCAGGAUCAGGAAGUAAUUACUCUAUAGCCGAGUCACUUGGCCACUUGGGAAUAUACCAUUACAUUGCUGCCAUUUUAAAUGUGAACAUUACAAAAUAUUUGACUGCAGUAGAAAGUAAUUAGUUCACUUGUGUUGGGAAAGAUUUGAUCAUUAGGAAAAUGUGAAUUUGUCAAUGCCAUGGUGAUGGAUGACUGAAACAGCUCUGUAAAUAAAUGUACAAAAAUAUUUCGUAUGCAAUUAUGGUUAAUCUAUGGGCACUGAAAUAUGUGUAAUUAACAAUUGUGGUACAAAUUUCAAGCUACAUAUGUUUACAAAUGAUUUUCUACAAUGUAUAAUGAAGGCAUAUGUGUUGUAAGGUUUGAGAAGUUUUCUCAAUACUUUUUUUAAUAGUUGCUAGUGUGUGCUGUAGAAAAUUUGCAGUAUAAGGUGUAGCAGUUUGUUAAAAGCACUGUUAUGUUGAUGUUUAUGGGCGCUUUGCUACGCAAAACAAUCAUGGGUAGGCAAGAUUUUGGAAGCAGUGCUGUGUGGGGUUGUUGCAAUAUCUUGAUUAUUUAUUCUGAAUAUAUAUUAUGCCACUUCAUAUUUUUUUUCUACAAAAUUUAUAUUGUUUCAAAAAAAACUUACGGUUUUCAUUAUGUCAAGUUUGAUUUGCCAAAAUUUGUACAAAUAAGGCACGUCUUUUCCAAUGUUUGUAAAGCUGUAUUGAAAUAUAAAGGAAUUAUACGAUCCA